AUGGGCAAGAGCAGAGUCAAUGUACCUCUUAUCGAGUUCUUAAAGAACCGUAUCUACCUCGGGGCCUACGACUACACCCCCCAAGACACCUCCGAUCUUGUCUACUUCACCGUCGAAGAUGCGUUGGCCUACAACGCAUUCCACCUCGACUUCGGUCCCUUGCACAUCGGUAACUUGUACCGUUUCGCCGUGGUGCUCCACAACAUCUUGAACGAAGAGGCCAACCAGGGUAAGGCCAUCGUGCUCUACAGCACCACAUCCCCCAAAGAGCGUGCCAACACAGCCUGUUUGUUGUGCUGCUACAUGACCUUGGUCCAGUCCUGGUCGCCCCACCAGGUCCUUCAGCCCAUCGCCCAGAUUGACCCGCCUUUCCAGGGCUUUAGAGACGCCGGCUACUCCAACGCCGAUUUCGAAAUCACCAUCCAAGACGUGGUGUACGGUAUGUGGAGAGCCAAAGAAAGGGGAAUGAUCGACUUGACCACCUUCAACCUCGAGGAGUACGAACAAUACGAAAGAGUGGACCAGGGUGAUUUCAACGUCAUCUCCAAGGAUUUCAUUGCCUUCGCCUCUCCUCAGCAGAGCUCCAGAAAGCCUACUCUCAACGAGCCUUUCAAGAAGGUGUUGAACUAUUUCAUGGAAAACGAAGUCCAGUUGGUGGUCAGAUUGAACAGUCAUUUAUACGAUUCUGCGGAAUUCACCAAGCGUAACAUCCAGCACAUAGACAUGAUUUUUGAUGACGGUACCUGCCCAACCAUGGAGUUCGUAAAGCAAUUCAUUGGUGCUUCCGAAUGUGUCAUUAACAAAGGUGGGAAGAUCGCUGUGCACUGCAAGGCCGGUCUCGGUAGAACUGGAUGCCUUAUUGGUGCUCAUUUGAUUUACACCCAUGGAUUUACCGCAAACGAGUGCAUUGGCUAUAUGAGAAUGAUUCGUCCGGGUAUGGUUGUCGGUCCUCAACAACAUUGGUUGUACUUACAUCAGAAUGACUUUAGAGAUUGGAGACAUACCAUGGUCUUGGAUAACCGUCCAGACGCAUUUAUUGGGGGAUUAUUCCCAUUAACUCCUUACGAUGAAUUCAAGGCAAGAAUGAAGCAAGAAGCUAAGCAAAGAAAAUUACAACAUCAACAAGUCAACUCGUCAGUCAGCCAUAUGGACUCAUCAUUCCAGACUCCUAUUAGAAGAAGAAAGAUCAGUGGAGUUUUAGCAUCAAAGAUCCAAACUGCCGUGCCCAACGAAUCACCGGGUCAACCAAGAAAGUACCAAGAAGCCAACACCUCUGGCGUGGAAGAAAUUGUCAACAACUCGGACGAAGAACAAGGAGAAACAAUGCAGGAUAUUCAAAGUCCCGCAAGAAAGGAUACAUCAAGUGACUGGAGGGUUUUGAAAUCGAUCUCUGCAAACGGUUCCAACCAACCAGUUCAGUUAACCAAGACCACCACCACAACUACAACCAGAACCGUCAGCACCACCUUGUCAUCGUCGCCCCAGUCCUCACCCACCCAUAGCAUCAAGCUUCCCAAGUCAAGAUCAGGUUCCCGAGUGAACUCAGGAAUGAUACAAUCCAAGAGCCCAGGCAACAGAAUCCAAUCUGCCGGGAUCAGAAAAGUAAGUGGUAAAAAGUUUUAA
Suhomyces tanzawaensis NRRL Y-17324 is the source of this 1623-nucleotide messenger RNA. It is a transcript of the gene CDC14, whose product is annotated as phosphoprotein phosphatase. NCBI's taxonomy places the organism in Eukaryota, Fungi, Ascomycota, Pichiomycetes, Serinales, Debaryomycetaceae. Gene Ontology annotation, biological process: microtubule cytoskeleton organization; regulation of exit from mitosis; positive regulation of cytokinesis. The transcript has 3 exons. The record is from RefSeq and is a predicted model, not a curated record. Gene Ontology annotation, cellular component: spindle pole; nucleolus; mitotic spindle pole body. Gene Ontology annotation, molecular function: protein serine/threonine phosphatase activity; protein tyrosine/serine/threonine phosphatase activity. Bases 1 to 1623 code for a protein of 540 amino acids.